AUGUCUAUUUUCACCAUUCUUGAUGAGAAAGAUGGUUACUGGCAAAUCAAAUUAGAUGAACCGUCCUCAAAGCUCUGUACUUUUAACACACCCUGGGGAAGAUAUAGAUUCUUGAGAUUACCGUUUGGCAUCAAGUCUGCAAGUGAGGUGUUUCAACAGAAAAACUGCAAGACCUUUAGUGACAUACAGGGAGGCCACAUCAUUGCAGACGAUAUGAUAAUAGCUGCCACGUCACAACAGGAACAUGAUGACAUCCUCGCUAAAGUGAUGGAGAGAGCAAAAGCAGCCAAUGUGAGAUUCAAUGGUGAUAAGAUCCAGUUUAUGAUAAGUACUGUGAAAUACAUGGGGCACAUCAUCUCACCUGAGGGCCUGCGACCAGACGAGGCAAAGGUGAAGGCGAUCAUGGACAUGCCUCCUCCAGAGGAUAAGCAAGGUCUUCAACGCCUACUGGGUAUGACCAAGUACUUAGCGCAGUACAUCCCCAAUGAAGCUUCAAUCACAGCACCCCUGAGACAGUUGCUGAGGAAGGAUGCUGUAUGGCAAUGGGACCCACACAAUGAUGCUGCUUUAGAGAGAUUGAAGUCAGCUCUCACACAGGCGCCUGUAUUGAGGUUCUACGACCACAAGAAGCCACUAACAAUACAGGCAAAUUCGUCAAAAGAUGGGUUAGGAGCGUGUCUCUUGCAAGAAGGACACCCUGUGUGUUAUGCAUCACGGGCACUCACUGACACUGAGCAAAGAUAUGCUCAAAUUGAGAAAGAGUUGCUCGCCAUACUCUUUGCAGCAAGGAAGUUUCAUCAUUACAUAUACGGCGAGCCAGUGAUGGUACAAUCAGACCAUAAGCCCCUGGAGAACAUCAUGCAGAAACAACAGUGCAAAGCCCCUGCAACAUUGCAACGAAUGCUACUACAAUUGCAGAAAUAUGAUCUAAACAUAGCAUACACACCGGGCAAGCACAUGUAUAUAGCUGAUACGCUAUCACGUGCGACUGCGAGCAAAGAGGUUGAUGAGGCUGGAGAUCUCUAUGAUGAGAAAGUCGUGCAUGGCUUGGAAGCCACUGAUGCACUGAGUCCACAGACUUUGCAGCAAUUGAAAGAGGCCACUGCAGCUGACCAAGUCCUGCAGGAUCUGUGUGAAAAGGUAAAGUCAGGCUGGCCACAGAAACGACGCAGUGUAAACAUCAAUUUGCAUGGUUACUGGGCUCUGCGACACAAGAUCAGCAUUCAGAAUGACAUUGUGAUGGUAGGUGACAAGAUAAAUAUACCUCAUACAUUCAAAAAAGUAAUCCUAGAGAAACUACAUAAAGCUCAUCAAGGUGUCCAGAGAACAAAAGCCAAAGCAAGAAAAUCCCUCUACUGGCCUGGGAUGGCUCGGGACAUCGAAAUGAUGGUGGAGAAAUGUGCACCGUGCCAACAGCUCCAGCCGCAACAGCAGAAAGAAACGCUCAUCAGACACGAUGUUCCAGAGCUACCAUGGUUGAAGGUUGGUGUGGACAUUUUUGAGUUGAGAGAUUUUACCACACCAACUCUGAUUGUGCUGCCACAGAGUUCAUUGUUCACUGGAGACUCAGUUACUCUGAGAUGUGAGGUGGAUCAUUCAUGGGAUGGAUGGGAGUUUCUCUGGACUAAAAACUCAAACACUGAAUCUACUGAAGCUUCAACUAAAACAAUCGAUUCAGUGAAAGUCUCUGAUGGAGGAGAGUACAGGUGCAGAGCACGAAGAGGAGGACAUUACACACGUCACAGUGAAGCAGUAACAGUGAUAAUAUACGAAAGACCAAAACUCAAAGUGAGCAUUAAACCUGCUCGACAUGUAUUCAGAGGAGAGACAGUCACUCUCAGAUGUGACAUUGAUGGUGAAGGAGUCACUAGCUGGCAGUACAGCUGGUAUAAAGAUGAUUCAAACAGUGUAUUCAAUGGACUACAGGAACACACAUUCAGUUCUGUUACUGAGUCUGACGCAGGUAAAUACUCCUGUUAUGGAGCAGAGAGAGGAGGACCACGAACAUCAAACAUCAGUGAUGAAGUUACACUGACAGUAUCAGACAGACUCCAGGCAGUUUUAAGUGUUUCUCCACAGAAGUGGUUGACUGAAGAAGAUCCAGUGACUCUGAUCUGUGAGGUUUAUGGCUCCUCUACAGACUGGACAUUCAGCUGGUUCACUCUAACUGCUUCAUCAGAAAGCAGCAAUAAUUAUCAGCUGCUCUCAGACAGCAGCAGAGGAGCUGGAGGAAACUACACUGUCAGUUCUGCUGCUCUAAAACACACAGGAGUUUAUGUGUGCAGAGCAGAGAGAGGAAAACCAGCCUAUAAAACAACCUACAGCAACACACAGCCAGUAUGGGUCACUGGUGUUUCUCCUCUAGUCUCUCUGAUCAUCAGUCCCAGCAGAACUCAACACUUCACAUCUGUCUCUCUCUCUCUGAGCUGUGAGGACCAGAGUAACUCUGAUAGAUGGAGAGUGAGAAGAUACACAGAGAGUAAACAGCUGGAAGAUUGUUCAUCAUCAGUGUGGGGAUCACAAACAGGAUCUACAUGUACAAUCAGCUCCACCAUCACAUCAGACACUGGAGUGUACUGGUGUCAGUCUCAAUCUGGAGAAAACUCUCAUCCUGUUAAUAUCACUGUACACUCUGGUGUGAUUCUGGAGAGUCCUGUUCAUCCUGUGACUGAAGGAGAUACUCUGACUCUACGCUGUUUAUAUCAACAUUCAACUCCACCAAACCUCAGAGCUGAUUUCUAUAAAGAUGGAUCACUCAUCCAGAAUCAAACUACAGAGAUGAUCAUCUCUACUGUCUCAAAGUCACAUGAGGGUUUCUACUACUGCAAACACUCAGAGAGAGGAGAGUCACCCAAGAGCUGGAUCUCAGUCAGAGAAAGACCAAAAGCCAAAGUGACCAUUAAACCUACUCAACAUGUAUUCAGAAGAGAAACGGUCACUCUCAGAUGUGACACAUAUUCGGAAGGAGUCACUAGCUGGCAGUACAGCUGGUAUAAAGAUGAUUCAAACAGUGUUUUCAGUGAACUACAGGAACACACAUUCAGUUCUGUUACUGAGUCUGACGCAGGUAAAUACUCCUGUUAUGGAGCAGAGAGAGGAGGAUUACGCAGAUCACAAAACAGUGAUGCUGUUACUCUGACAGUAUCAGAACUCAGAGCAGUUUUAAGUGUUUCUCCACAAAAGUGGUUGACUGAAGGAGAUCCAGUGACUCUGAUCUGUGAGGUUAACAACUUUUCUACAGACUGGACAUUUACCUGGUACACUGUAACCAUUUCAUCUGACUACAGCAGUCAUCAUUAUCAGAUGCUCUCAGACAGCAGCAGAGGAGCUGGAGGAAACUACACUGUCAGUUCUGCUGCUCUAAAACACACAGGAGUUUAUGUGUGCAGAGCAGAGAGAAUAAAACCAGCUUAUUAUAAAACCAUCAGCAACACACAGCCAGUAUGGGUCACUGGUUGUUCUCCUCGAGUGUCUCUGAUCAUCAGUCCCAGCAGAACUCAACACUUCACAUCUGUCUCUCUCUCUCUGAGCUGUGAGGACCAGAGUAACUCUGAUAGAUGGAGAGUAAGAAGAUACACAGAGAGUUGGGGGCUGCAAGAUUGUUCAUCAUCAGUGUGGGGAUCACAAACAGGAUCUACAUGUACAAUCAGAUCCACCAUCACAUCAGACACUGGACUGUACUGGUGUCAGUCUCAAUCUGGGGAGAACAGUCAUCCUGUUAAUAUCACUGUACACUUUUUUGUGAUUCUGGAGAGUCCUGUUCAUCCUGUCACUGAAGGAGAUACUCUGACUCUACGCUGUUUAUAUCAACAUUCAACUCCACCAAAUCUCAGAGCUGAUUUCUAUAAAGAUGGAUCACUCAUCCAGAAUCAAACUACAGAGAUGAUCAUCUCUACUGUCUCAAAGUCACAUGAGGGUUUCUACUACUGCAAACACUCAGAGAGAGGAGAGUCACUCAAGAGCUGGAUCUCAUGUCUCCUUCAGAAUCUCAGAUCUCUGUCCUCCACACACUCAGUUCUGUUCUGGCAGUUUGUCCAUAUCUGCUAG
Carassius carassius (crucian carp) is the source of this 4047-nucleotide messenger RNA. RefSeq names its product Fc receptor-like protein 5. The record is from RefSeq and is a predicted model, not a curated record. Gene Ontology annotation, molecular function: transmembrane signaling receptor activity. Gene Ontology annotation, biological process: cell surface receptor signaling pathway. NCBI's taxonomy places the organism in Eukaryota, Metazoa, Chordata, Actinopteri, Cypriniformes, Cyprinidae. The transcript has 13 exons. Bases 1 to 4047 code for a protein of 1348 amino acids.